AUGGAUACCUUUGAAUUCCUGUGUUUUAAUUUCAAUGAUGGCGCUGGCCGCGCAUGCGUGCUGCUGCUGCUGCUGGCGGCCGGCACCCCGCGCCCGGUUGUUGCUGAACUAAGUCGUACGUUCAAUAAGUGUUCUUCUCCCAACGUGCAACAGCGAUACACGGUCGACUGCGGGAGUUACGAGCUACAUCCGGGACACAUCCUCAACAUCAAGGGGUCAUCUAAGCCCUGUGCUUGGACCUUCACGGGACCAGAAGGGAGCAAAGUCGAAGCCGCGUGUUCGGACGUGUCCAUCCCGAAGACGCGGAGAUGCAACACCGCAGCGCUCAUGGUCUCCACGCGAGGUCGAACACGGCCAGGAUGUGCGGUCGGAGUCCUUCCUGAAGAUCAGAAGACAGCGCCAGCCCUCACCAUCUCGAGCGCCCCGGAGGAGGAAGUCCAAGAAAUGUCUUCUCCUGUGGACGUCUUCCUUAGACCUCAGUAG
Molecule: messenger RNA, 483 nt
Organism: Penaeus vannamei (Pacific white shrimp)
Lineage: Eukaryota; Metazoa; Arthropoda; Malacostraca; Decapoda; Penaeidae
Source: RefSeq, a predicted model, not a curated record